This is a messenger RNA of Zygotorulaspora mrakii, 858 nucleotides long. It is a transcript of the gene TOA1, whose product is annotated as transcription initiation factor IIA large subunit. Lineage: Eukaryota; Fungi; Ascomycota; Saccharomycetes; Saccharomycetales; Saccharomycetaceae. Gene Ontology annotation, cellular component: transcription factor TFIIA complex. Bases 1 to 858 code for a protein of 285 amino acids. The transcript has a single exon. The record is from RefSeq and is a predicted model, not a curated record. Gene Ontology annotation, biological process: transcription by RNA polymerase II; transcription initiation at RNA polymerase II promoter.
AUGUCCAAUACUGAGGCUAGCCGAGUCUAUGAACUAAUUGUUGAAUCUGUUGUUAAUGAAGUGCGGGAAGAUUUUGAAAACGCGGGCAUUGACGAACAGACUCUACAAGAUUUAAAACAAGUGUGGCAGACCAAACUUUCAGAAACCAAGGUGACGAAGUUUAGUUGGGAUCCUCAGGAAAAUGAGGGGCAAUUAGGGACCGAUGGCAUGGACAACGAUGGAACCAAUGCUUUCAAUGGUUUGAAUGAAAGUAGUAAUACAGGCUCUAAAACUAAUGCAGUACCUUCAGAGUAUUCGCUCAACGAGUCCCAGGGUCUAGUGCUUCCGGGAUUUCCUAACGAAGAAGCUAAUAAGACAGAGUCAUCAGCUACAAUAAACGAGACGCCUAAUGGACAAGAGAACAAAGUAGAAGAACCCGUAGCAAAUCAACAACAGGAGCAAGCGCAGGAGGCAAGAAAUGAAGGGAAUGAAGAAGAUAUCAGGGACAGAGAAGAUCAAAAGGUCAAGACAGAGCAAGAUAGAGAUAACAAUUUAGAUGAUUCACAGCAGAUAGAACUAACCAUUUCGUAUGGGGAUAGUGAAAAAGCAGAUGCAUUAAAACAAGAGUCCAAAAAAGCAAAACGGAGUGCUCUUCUGGAUGCCGAUGAGGUUGGAUCUGAGCUGGAUGAUUCAGAUGAUGAUUACUUGAUUUCGGAAGGUGAAGAGGACGGUCCUGAUGAAAAUUUAAUGUUGUGUCUGUAUGACAAAGUUACAAGAGCGAAGGCAAGAUGGAAAUGUAGUUUAAAAGAUGGCAUAGUUACGAUCAAUCGAAAAGAUUUUACCUUUCAGAAAUCUCAAGUAGAAGCCGAAUGGGUGUGA